CCCCCCCCUUCUUUUGGACCGCGUGAAUCCGAUUACCCAAAGCAAAAAGCAAUCAUACUGGCGUGGCUUGUUCCAUCAAGACAAACACCCCUCUCACUCUCUCUCUCUCUUUCCUCUUUGCUUACAUCCUCCCCACCUUUUUUUUUCUCAGCAUGCGCCUCGUCUCGUCGCUGAAAACGCCACUCCGGUCCCGCUGGUCGGUGGCUGGCAACGAUACAGAAACACUCUGGUGGCCAGUCCGCAAUGCCACUUGUUUAGAGAAGAAGAAGAAGAAGGUUCUGCUUUUUAUUCCAGGCAACCCGGGUCUUGUUGAAUAUUAUACCGAUUUCCUUGAAGAGAUUCACCAGAAUGCGUCAUUGCCACUCGAGAUCUUUGCAGUUUCUAACUUGGGCAUGAUCGCAACAACAACAACAACAACUGCCAACAACAACAAGGACGAUGGUUUGUUUUCAUUACAGGAACAGAUAGACCACAAGAUUGCAUGUUUUGACAUUCUUUACAAAGAAAGCCCGGACAAUACCGAAUUCGCAUUGAUGGGCCAUUCUAUUGGCGCGUACAUUGCCGUCGAAGUGUUGAAAAAGAGACACAGUCAACGCAUCCAUCGCGUCGUUACUUUGUUUCCUACCAUUCGGGAAAUAGGACUCACUCCGAAUGGCAUUACCUUCACUAAACUAUUUUCGUACCUGCCCAUCAGUGUCAUUUCAACAUCAGCAACACUGUUGUCCUACAUGUCUGCGCCACUGUUGGAACGUCUUGUGAUGCUUUUGACGGGCCAACAGGGGCCGUGCGCACAGGUCACUGCCCAUCGACUGUUGAAAGGCUCGGUGGUCAAGAACUGUCUCUACAUGGCCCAGCAAGAGAUGCAACAUGUGGGCGAACUCGAUCUGGACUUUUACAACGCGCAUGCGGACAAGUUUGUCAUUUACUAUUCUCGCAAUGACAAGUGGGCGCCUCUGGAUCAUUACGAGUACAUGAAACAGAGAUUCCCUGAGCAUGAACAUUUGUAUUUAUGCCAACAAGAUAUCCCUCACAGUUUUAGUUUAGAACCAAAAAACUCGAGCUAUAUGGCAAACAAGGUUGUUUCUUGGUUGGAGCAACGACACUAGCCGAUAUAAAAAAAAACAGAUUCUUCUUUUUUAUAUAUUAAGAUGCCUCUUUAAAUGACGAACGAAACGAUGAAAGUAAGGGAAUUCUUUUUAUUUUAUUCCAUACAUUCGAAUAAAAAGAAACUGCACCGAGGGCCGUUUAAUCAAUCGAUC
Messenger RNA from Zychaea mexicana, 1259 nucleotides. RefSeq lists its product as uncharacterized. Gene Ontology annotation, molecular function: lipase activity. NCBI's taxonomy places the organism in Eukaryota, Fungi, Mucoromycota, Mucoromycetes, Mucorales, Lichtheimiaceae. Gene Ontology annotation, cellular component: lipid droplet. The record is from RefSeq and is a predicted model, not a curated record. The coding region runs from base 153 to 1106 and encodes 317 amino acids. The transcript is spliced from 5 exons. Gene Ontology annotation, biological process: lipid storage.